CACCCCCAUUCUGAAGACGAAACUUAAACGUCACCGCCCUUAUUGUUAGUGUUUGGAGACGUGAUCCUAGCGGUUGUUACAGAAGCGAAUGACCUUCUCUGCAAGGAUAUUGCCAGUACCAUAAAACAAGACAUGAGCGCGAGGUCUAUAUCAAAAGCUGAGCUGAUAGCAGUGAUCUCCUUGACAGCAGGAGCAGCUGCUGUUGGCUACCUGGCCUAUAAAACAUUUCUGUCCAAAGACAAGUGCUGUAAGACACGGGUCAAUCUAGAAAUCCAGAAGGACAACCCUAAGGUAGUCCAUGCCUUUGACAUUGAAGACCUGGGAGACAAGGCAGUAUACUGCCGCUGCUGGAGGUCUAGAAAGUUCCCAUUAUGUGAUGGAUCCCACACAAAGCACAAUGAAGACACCGGCGAUAACGUGGGGCCUCUCAUCAUAAAGAGAAAAGAAGCUUGAAGGAUCAUGUAUGCACCACGAUAAAAAUGUAGCUAAAAAGAUGCAAAUGUUAUUGCUUAUAGAAACAUACCAUUAUGAAUUUCAUUUUAAACUAAUUUUAGUUAUCCAUUCAGUCUACAGCAUACCAUAGUAUAUGCACAUUCAGGCAUGGCAAUAAGACUCCCAUUGCAUAGCAGUUUGAUCCAUUCCUGGUUUUACUAUGAGUUUAAUAAGACACACCUGAGUUGUUACCUAUACACUGUGGCUAAUGAAGCUCGUAGUAAAACCUGGAAUGAGUGAAACUGCUAUGUAAUAGGAGUCUUAUUUCCAUCCCUGCAUAUUGUAUGGCAACUCCUUGUUCUUGUAUUAACACUACAUUAGCAGUGAUUCUAUCAUAAUUUGUAUUGAAUCAGGGUGGGACAAAUCAUCUCAGAUUCUGUGGACCAGAUGGUCAAAUCAAAUGUGGAAUAAUAUUGAUAAUAUGCUUUUUAGUGGGUUUCAAACUGUCAGUCCAAAUCAAUUACCUUUUCAGCUGGUUGGGUGAUGUUUCCUGUAAGUGUUAUCAGGUUGUCUAAACACCUUUACAUUUCUUUUUUGCAUCCUGGACUGUACUAGAUAUUUACUGUGUUCAGGAGAAGCAAGGCCAUGCCUGUUGGCUUAGAUAAUUCUAUGAACACAUAUUUAUUGUUAUUUUAGAGAAUUGUUUUAUUUAUUCUCAUGUAUCCUUCAAAUGAUUGUUUUUGUCUAAAAUUGAGAACAUUUCCAUACUGCCUUCCGAAUAGUUUGAUAUUAUUUCACUGUGGUGGACACUACUUAAUAUAUAUUCAGUUAAACACAGCUGAAAGGCCUUGUGUAAACCAGUGUCUCUAGUACUAGCAAGAGAAAUCCAAAAGACAAUCCCGGAACUAUUUGGUAACUUGGUAUUUGGUAGCCUGGUAACCUGGCAACCAAAUUGUGAAAUUGUGUAUAACAGUACAAUUGUAUGGCUAUUGCAAAAUAUUGCUCUCUCUCUCUCUCUCUCUCUCUCUCUCUCUCUCUCUCUCUCUCUCUCUCUCUCUCUCUCUCUCUCUCUCUCUCUCUCUCUCUCUCUCUCUCUCUCUCUCUCUCUCUCUCUCUCUCUCUCUCUCUCUCUCUCUCUCUCUCUCUCUCUCUCUCUAUAUAUAUAUAUAUAUAUAUAUAUAUAUAUAUAUAUAUAUAUAUAGAAUUAUAUAGAUUUUUUUUUUUUUUUAAGGACAUGAUUGUAUAUCAUAUGUUAAAAAAUGUAAAAGUGUCAUUGAGAGUGUUUUUUUUUUUUUAAGUUACAUGAAUAACGCUUUGUAUUUUAUUGGAUGAAAUAUUCCUUCAUUGAAAAUGUAAAAGAAGAGAAAGACAAUGCCUUAGUGAGGAUGGAAGUGGGUUUGUUGUUGGCAUGAUAUGCAUAACUAAUAGGGGAUUGGUUAAAAUCAUUGGUUUUUGAUUUCUUAUAGAAAAGCAUACAAAGUCAUGGCCUUAAAUGUGAAGUUGAUAAAGGCUUACAAAAAAGCUGAUGUUGAAAAGUAAUGAGUAAAAAUAAAGUAGAUGGUAAAAUAAAGAAACUUGAAGUCC
Molecule: messenger RNA, 2016 nt
Organism: Acipenser ruthenus (sterlet)
Lineage: Eukaryota; Metazoa; Chordata; Actinopteri; Acipenseriformes; Acipenseridae
Product: CDGSH iron-sulfur domain-containing protein 1-like
Exons: 3
Coding region: 133-453 (106 amino acids)
Biological process (GO): regulation of autophagy
Cellular component (GO): mitochondrial outer membrane; intracellular membrane-bounded organelle
Molecular function (GO): 2 iron, 2 sulfur cluster binding
Source: RefSeq, a predicted model, not a curated record